GACGAGUACGACGAUUAUCUGAAGUCGCAGGGCCGGUUUCUAUUGAUGGAGGCGGAGGAGGAGUUGGAGCAGGCCAACGCGGAAAUGGAAGAACGGAAGGUACCGCAAGCGAAAGUUCCAGUCAAACCGAAGGAUGGGAAAAAAGAGGCGGGAGCUUCGAUUGUCGGGGAAACCCUCGCGAAUGCUGCGGGGGCGUUGACGAAGUCGCUGACGAAGAGCGAUGUUGC
Messenger RNA from Amoebophrya sp. A120, 227 nucleotides. Lineage: Eukaryota; Dinophyceae; Syndiniales; Amoebophryaceae. The record is from the annotation of a GenBank genome assembly.